Molecule: messenger RNA, 2886 nt
Organism: Xenopus tropicalis (tropical clawed frog)
Lineage: Eukaryota; Metazoa; Chordata; Amphibia; Anura; Pipidae
Gene: bace1
Product: beta-site APP-cleaving enzyme 1
Biological process (GO): proteolysis
Cellular component (GO): lysosome; membrane; dendrite
Molecular function (GO): aspartic-type endopeptidase activity
Source: RefSeq, marked provisional
AAUUACAUGCAGCCAGCCGUAUAGCAGGCAAUAUACAUAGAUGGAUCGUUAUUGCACCAAUCUGCAUAUACCUUUGUAUUUGCGUUAUACAACUUAUUGACAACACUUACUCUGGUUUAUAACCACAUGGGGUUUUGGACACGGCUGAAAGAAGAUAUAUUGCGGGGCCUGGCACAUCCCAGCAUCCUGCUUGGUCCUCCUUUCCGGAGACCUUUAGCUGAGAGCAUCCCUUCUUCUUAGCAAAGGGGAGGGAGGAGAAAUGUUCCAAGGUCUGUGUAAUCUGCUCUCACUAUCUGAGGCUACCAUGGACCAUUGAGGCUGCUUCCAGUGGAGUCGGUGUUGCCUGGGGAUUUCUCUGAGUCACCUCUCCACUGAGAUACAGAGGGAAGGAGGAGCAGGUUGGAAACAUGGAGCUUGUGGUUUAUGCUCGUACAGGCAGCAUCUUGCUGGUGCUGUUACCCUGCUUCCUGCCAGUCACCGGGCAAGUGGCCAUUAAGUUACCCCUGAAGAACUGCCCAGGAACCUGCUCGCCUAUGGCAUACAGAGCCAAGCGCUCAGCGGAGAAAGGCAUGGAGCUGGACACCAAUUUCCUGGAUAUGAUAGACAACCUUAGGGGAAAGUCUGGACAAGGGUAUUAUGUGGAAAUGAGGGUUGGUACUCCCCCCCAGACGCUAAAUAUUUUAGUGGAUACCGGCAGCAGCAAUUUUGCUGUGGGCGCUGCUCCUCACCCCUUUCUAAAGAGAUAUUAUCACCGGCAACACUCCAGAACAUACAGAGACGUUCGAAGAGGGGUGUAUGUUCCUUACACCCAGGGGAAGUGGGAAGGUGAGCUAGGCACAGAUUUGGUAACAAUUCCACACGGCCCCAAUGUUACUGUCACAGCGAACAUUGCUGCCAUCACUGAUUCAGACAAAUUCUUCAUCAAUGGAUCCAACUGGGAGGGCAUCCUGGGGCUUGCAUAUGCUGAAAUUGCAAGGCCGGAUGACACCCUUGAGCCAUUUUUUGACUCCCUUGUGAAGCAGACCAGAGUACCUAAUAUUUUCUCCCUUCAGUUGUGUGGAACAGGAUUCCACUUUAAUGAAAGUGACACAAGUGCUUCUGUGGGGGGAAGCAUGGUAAUUGGCGGUAUUGACCCAUCUCUGUACAUUGGCAGUAUCUGGUACACACCAAUUAGAAAGGAGUGGUAUUACGAGGUCAUCAUAGUGAAAAUUGAAAUCAACGGGCAAGACCUACAUAUGGACUGUAAAGAGUACAAUUAUGACAAAAGCAUUGUAGAUAGCGGUACCACUAACCUGCGCUUACCAAAGAGAGUGUUCGAUGCAGCAGUCAAAUCUAUUAAAGCAGCAUCCUCGACAGAAAAAUUCCCUGAUGGCUUCUGGUUGGGGGAGCAGUUGGUCUGUUGGCAGGAGGGCACCACCCCAUGGCACAUAUUCCCUGUUAUUUCUUUAUAUCUAAUGGGCGAGGUUGCUAACCAGUCUUUCAAGAUCACUAUCUUGCCACAGCAAUAUUUGCGUCCUGUGGAAGACAUUGCCACAGCUCAGGAAGAUUGCUACAAGUUUGCAGUGUCCCAGUCCACCACUGGAACCGUUAUGGGUGCUGUCAUUAUGGAGGGCUUUUAUGUUGUGUUUGACCGUGCUAACAAACGCAUCGGAUUUGCUGUUAGCACCUGCCAUGUGCACGACUAUUUCCGUACGGCUUCUGUGGAAGGCCCAUUUUUUGCCUCUGACCUUGAGGACUGUGGUUACAACACCCCCCAGCUGGACGAGUCAGCAUUGAUGACGACAGCGUAUGUGAUGGCUGGCGUUUGUGCGCUCUUCAUGCUUCCUUUAUGCCUCAUGUUAUUUCAGUGGCGCUGCUUCCGCUGCUUAAAACGGGCAAGAGACGAUUUGGCCGAUGACAUCUCUUUACUAAAGUGAACAAUUUCUGCUUCCACUCCCUGUCUGGCUCCACUCAAGGAGCAGCAGCAUUUAAUGACCUAACCGAAGGGGACCUGUACAGCCUGAGCACUUUCUGCAAAUACAAUACUAACAGGAACUGUCAACUGGUGCAGUAGGGAGGUAGCAAGACUCAGAUAAUGUGAGAUGAACCAGAGCAGACUCAUAAACUGCCUAUUACUCCUAAGCAACUAAAUGAUUUAAAGGCAUUUUUAAGCUGAAUACAGGAUGAAGAUGCAAAGUUUUAAAAAUACAAAGCCAUAUUGCAAAUACCAUGCAUUUUACCGGGGGCAAGUUUCCAAUUGCUGCUUUUAGGGAGCAUUUUCUUUAUUAUCUUAAUGUAACAAAAAGAUGUAAGACAGAUGUGAAAAACACUGGCAGAGUGACAGCAGGAUGGAACAGGGAAAUAACAGGUUAUGGUUUAUUUGUUUUAUUUAUUAUUUUCUUUCUUAGUAGGGUAAGGAAGUAAGAUGGUGGUCUUUGGUCUUAUUCAUUUAUGAUUUAUCACUUGCAGUGGUGGGAUAAAGAACUCCUGUGGAGCAUUCAUGAAAAUAAAUUGCCUUCCUGUUAACUCAAGGGUAAUUAUACAACUGUUUUUAAGGAUAGGUUUAAAUAAUAACAAAAAUGUAAGGAGGCUAUUAUAAGCUAGGAAAGAAACUAAAGAAGGUUUGUGUGAAUUAGGUAAUAGAGUUACACAUUCCAUGAUCUGUGCCAGUGUAGGAACCCUGCACUCAUCAGUCACAGAGAGUGUAAAAACAAGUUCUUCAUUUCAAUGAUUUGAAAUACACUUUACUUAUGUAACUCAGAGUGAGGAAAAUACUUACUCUUAACCCAGUCCUCCCAAUUUUGGCCAAAGGAAAUGUAACUACAUGUAUGGCUGCCUAUGUUAGCUUUAAAGGGGAUGCUCACCUUCAGACAAAAGGAGGAGGACUUGGCUGCAGGCAAAAAAAAA